AUGCCGACCGAUUUACCCGUUGAUAUGUUAAGCAGAUCUUUGUCGGAGAUUGUUUUUAGAAGAAAAAAUAAUGCUUUAUUUAAAAAAUUAGCGCGAAAAACUCACUUUAACUUGAAAGAAGUCGAAGCGUUAGCUGUUAUACAUAGGAAAAUAACGCAAACUUUGGGUCCCAUGACAAGAUCGGUGUUUAGAGACGUUCUACAUUCUGGUUUGGAUUUUACUGAAAAUAUUCGACACCUAUACAUUGAUAGAAUUUUCGCUAUGUUUGACAAGAGAAACGUCUUACAAAUUCAUGUGGAACAAUGGAUUGAAGGACUUUCUAUAUUUCUUCGAGGCACUCUGAACGAGAGAGUACACUUCGUUUUUAAUAUAUACGAUUUCUGGCAUACCAACAAAUUAAAGAAGGAGCAUAUAUUUCUGUCAAUGCGCGGUUGCCUAAUUAAACUACAGACAGACGAAGAUCCCGAUGAUGGUGUCAAGGAUUUGAUUGAUUCGCUGUUGAAAAAAGUCGACAUUGAUCGCGACGGUGUAAUAUCCGAGGAGGAAUUUCACAGAUCCAUAAAAGAAAGAUAUCCACUGCUGCUAGAAUGUAUGGGACCAGUGUUUCCAUCUAGAGUAGCACGACGAGCAUUCCUGAGCACAUUUACGGAUCGCCUUGGACGAUUUUGA
Messenger RNA from Camponotus floridanus (Florida carpenter ant), 669 nucleotides. Its product is annotated as EF-hand calcium-binding domain-containing protein 1-like. Lineage: Eukaryota; Metazoa; Arthropoda; Insecta; Hymenoptera; Formicidae. The coding region runs from base 1 to 669 and encodes 222 amino acids. The transcript is spliced from 5 exons. Gene Ontology annotation, biological process: calcium-mediated signaling. Gene Ontology annotation, molecular function: calcium ion binding; kinase binding. The record is from RefSeq and is a predicted model, not a curated record.